Molecule: messenger RNA, 1526 nt
Organism: Carlito syrichta (Philippine tarsier)
Lineage: Eukaryota; Metazoa; Chordata; Mammalia; Primates; Tarsiidae
Product: leukocyte immunoglobulin-like receptor subfamily A member 4
Biological process (GO): cytokine-mediated signaling pathway
Molecular function (GO): inhibitory MHC class I receptor activity
Source: RefSeq, a predicted model, not a curated record
AUGGAGAGGACCCCACAAGAAUGUGCCAGUGGACAGGCUGAGGGUGAAAGUGACCCCAUGGAAGGGCUGAGUCUUGGACCCAGGACCAGAGCACAGGCAGGGACCCUCCCAAAACCCACCCUCUGGGCUGAGCCAGACUCUGUGAUCCCCCAGGGGAGCCCUGUGACCAUCUGGUGUCAGGCAACCCUAGAGGUCAGCGAGUACCAACUGUAUAAAGAAGGUUGGACAGCAUUCAUAGACAUGGAGAGCACCACAGAUCCUGGGAUCAAGGGCAAGUUCAACAUCACAUCCAUAUCAGAGCAUCAUGCAGGAAGAUAUUACUGUCAAUAUAGCAACUUUACUGGGUGGUCAGAAUACAGUGAUUCCCUGGAGCUGGUGGUGUCAGUCUACAGCAAACCCAUCCUCUCAGCCCUGACUAGCCCUGUUGUGAUAUCAGGAGGAAAGGUGACCCUCCAGUGUGUCUCACAGUUGGGAUUUGGAAAGUUUAUUUUGAUUCAGGAAGGAGAACACAAGGUCUCCUGGAACCAGAAUUUACAGAAACACUACUAUGGGCAUGUCCAGGCUCUGUUCUCUGUGGGUCCCGUGACUCCCAGCCAAAGGUGGAUGUUCAGAUGCUAUGGCUAUUACUUAAAUAAUCCCCAGGUGUGGUCAGAACCAAGCGAUCCCCUGGACAUCCUGAUCCCAGGAGUGUCUAGGAAGCCCUCCCUCCUGACUCAGCAGGGCCCUUUCGUGGCACCUGGAGAAAGCCUGAUCCUCCAGUGUCGCUCUGAUGUCACCUACGACAGGUUUGCCCUGUCCAAGGAAGGGCAAAAAGACCUCAUUCAGCACCCUGGCAGGCAGUGCCCAGAUGGGCUUUCUCAGGCUGAAUUCCCCCUGGGCCCUGUGAUCAGCUUCCACAGGAGCCGGUACAGAUUCUAUGGUGGACACAACCUCUCCUCCGAUUGGUCGACCCCCAGUGACCCCCUUGACAUCCUGAUCUCAGGACAGCUCUCUGCCAGACCUUCCUUCUCGGUGCAGCCAGGUCCCAUAGUGACCUCAGGAAAGAAUGUGUCCCUGCUGUGUCAGUCACAGAGCCCAGUGGACACUUUCCUCCUGUCCAUGAAGGGCACAGCCUCUUCCCCCCUCCUCCGCCCCCCGCGUAUAAGUCCAAAGUACCAAGCUCAGCUGUUCCAGGGAGAGUUCUCCAUGAGUCCUGUGACCUCAGCCCAUGCAGAGACCUACUGGUGCUAUGCCUCAAACAGCACUUCCCCCUACCUGUUGUCAUACCCCAGUGAUCCCCUGGAGCUGGUGGUCUCAGGAGCAGCUGAGACCACCAGUCCAUCACACAACAAGUCAGACUCCAAGACUGUCUCACAGGCCCAGGACUACACAGUGGGGAAUCUCAUCCAGAUGGGCAUGGCAGGCUUGAUCCUGGUGGUCCUCGGGAUUCUGCUGUUUGAUUCAUGGCAUAGCCAGAAGCCCCCAAGAAGCAGCCAAGAGGUAAACAGGAGAGACGACACCAUACCAUUCAGAGUGACAGGAACUUG